UGUACCGACGAAGACUUUGACUGAGCUGAGCAGACCGAAAUUCCCGACCCCCUUCUUCCUCCUCCCACUCCCUCUCUCCUCCCUUCUGCUCUCUCCAGAUCCCCAAACCCCCGAUGCUCUUCAGACAAGUGAACCAAAUGUGCUAGAUCCACCACCACGCAAGAGAGAGAAGGUAGGAGGAGCCAGCCAAGCCAUGGCGGAGCUGGCGGUGGGGCUGGCCAAGUCGGUGGUGGCGGGGACGCUGAGCAAGGCGCACGCGGCGGUGCAGGAGGAGGCCAAGCUGCGCCUCAGCGCGCGCCGGGACCUCGUCUUCAUCACGGAGGAGUUCGAGAUGAUGCAGUCCUUUCUCAACGUCGCCAACGCGGAGCGCGUCGAGAACCCGGUGGUGCGGACCUGGGUGCGCCAGAUCCGCGAGCUGGCCUACGACGUGGAGGACUGCAUCGAGCUCGUCGUCCACCUCGACAAGGGCAAGACCAGCUUCUGCUUCCGCCUCCGCCGGCUCUGCGUCCCCUGGGCGCGCCCGCCGCGCCCGCCGGCUCUGGACCAGGCGGUGGACGAGAUAGAGCAGCUCAAGGCCAGGGUCGCCGACGUCAGCACCAGGAACGCGCGCUACAGCCUCAUCAGCGACACUGGCUCCAGGCCCGUCCCGCAGCAGCAGCUGACGGCGGCAGCCGCCGCCGGCGACACGGACAUGCUCGCCGAGGCGAGGGAUGCCGCCCGGAGAGAGCACCACGUCCUCGAUCUCACCCAGCUCAUCACCAGACAAGUCAGUGACGACCACGACCUUCAGGUGAUCUCCAUCUGGGGCUCCGCCGGCGAAAAUGGGACCACAUCCAUCAUAACCAAGAGCUACAUUGACCCAGAGAUCUGCAGAACCUUCACCCACCGCGCCUGGGUGAAGCUAAUGCGUCCUUUCAGUCCCCAAGAUUUCAUCCGGAGCUUGAUGCUCCAGUUCUGUGCAGCCACAGGUACAGAUGUGCUAACAAUGAUGCAGGAAACCCAGGAAGUUCUCUUCAGGGGCUUCCAGGAGCUACUUACACAGACACAGGGGAGGUACCUCCUCGUCGUGGAAGACCUGUCAAACAUGGCCGAUUGGCAUUCUUUGAAGACUUUCCUUCCGGACAGGAUGAAAGGAAGCUGGAUCGUCGUGUCCACGCAGCAACCCGAAGUAGCAAGCUCGUGCAUCGGGGCCCCGUACCAGAUACUAGAGCUCAAACAGUUCUCGCCCGAGCACUCUGUUUGUGCCCUCUUCAAGAAGGGUUCUCCUGACGGUGGAGAUAAAGGCAAGAAACCAGCUGACAAUGAUUCUUUUCUCGUUGGACGUGAGUCACAAAUGAAAGAACUUUCUGAAUAUCCAGCAAAAGCACGUAUAAGGUCUUGCCAAGUUGUGUCUGUAUGGGGGAUUGCGGGUGUUGGGAAAUCAGCUCUGGUGAAAAAGUUGUACGAUGAGAAAAUGUGCUAUACAAAACUAUUUGAGAAGUAUCGCUGGGUGAAUGUAUCUCAUCCAUUCAAUUUAAGGGAUUUCCGUCGGAGCUUACCUCCGGAUUUUCAUUUUAAGGAAUCAAGGUGGCUCAUUGUUAUUGAUGAUAUCCGGUCCAAAAAAGAAUGGGACUUGAUACAGUCUUCUUUGGCAAUGCCUAGAUCCUCUAUGAGUGUUAUUUUAGUCAUUACAACUGAUAAAAGCAUUGCUGCAUAUUGUGCAAAUAGCGAAGAGCUCAUGUUUAAUGUCAAAGGUCUAGAAGCUGCAGCAGCCUUACGUCUGUUCAGAGCUGAGGUAUCCAAGACAAAUCCAUCUGUCACGACAGCUCUAGAAGAUUUCCAAGUACAAGAACUUAUUUUGAAGUGUGGAGGUCUCCCCAAAGUAAUUGUUGCCAUAGCAGGCGCAUUGGCCAAACAAACGGUCACAUGGAUGGAUACUGUAGUUUCUUUGAAUCAGAGAUUUAUGCACCACCUGCAGACCAAGCCAGACUAUGAUAGUUUACGUGCUCUAUUUGGUUGGAUGCAUUCCUACUUCCACACUUGCCCAGAUUCACUCAAGCCAUGCAUCUUCUACCUGUCAAUCUAUCCUCGAGACCACCCCGUUCGGCGAAGGAGACUAGUAAGGCGGUGGAUUGCAGAGGGCUACUCCAGGGACGGCGAUGAAGAAUCAGCGGAGGAGAAUGGGGAGAGGCAGUUUUCCGAGCUCCUUGAUCUGAGCAUAAUCCAGCAGCUACCGCACUUAGUCACCAAUGCAUUGGACACAAGGAUGGUGUUAUGUCAGGUCAAUGGUUUCAUCCGCGAGUACAUCAUCCCGCGGCGAAAAGAAGAGAACCUUAUGUUUGAGCUGGGGGCUAAUUGUGCCCUAACCACUCGGCGCACAGGACGCCACCUUAUCAUAUUACACGACUGGAACAGAGACAGAAUUGUGUUUGAGAGCAUGGAUUUCUCGCGGCUGAGGUCACUAACAGUGUUUGGGAAGUGGGAAUCCUUCUUCAUCUCUGAAAAUAUGUUUCUUCUUCGGGUGCUUGAUCUAGAGGAUGCAUCAGGUUUAGAUUACGAUGAUCUUGAGAACAUAGUAAAAUGGCUGCGUCGCCUCAAGUUCCUCUCAUUGCGAGGACGGCGUGAGAUCCACCAUCUGCCGGGCAAUAUGGAUCAUCUGAGGCAACUGCAGACUUUGGAUGUCAGAGGCACCUCCAUAGUCACCCUGCCAGAGAACAUCACGAAGUUGCAGAAGCUGCAGUACAUUCGUGCUGGCACCAACGACGUCCCAGCAUCUACAUCGCCGCCUAGUGCAUCCAACUGGCUACCCAAAAUCUGCGCAUGCCAUCAUAGAGUUGGCGUUGAGGUGCCUGCAGGAAUUGGGAAACUAACGGCAUUGCACACGCUUGGUGUUGUGAAUGUUGCUGCUUCAGGAGGGAAGGCCAUGGCGAAAGCCCUCAAGAAGCUCACACAGUUACGCAAGCUCGGAGUGUCUGGCAUCAACAGGAAGAACAUCAAAGAGUUUUUCUCUGCAAUCAAGGGGCAUGUUCAUCUGGAAUCAUUGUCAGUCCGGCUUGACAAGGACAAUCAAGGCUGUUUCUUGGAUGAUGAGAUAUCCUUGCCCUGGAAGAAUCUACGGAGUCUUAAAUUGUAUGGGCUCCAAGAUAGGUUGCCGUUACUAAGGGGCCUUGAAUAUCAGCAAGUAUUGAGUGACCAGUUCAGCAAACUCACGAAGAUGGAUCUGGAGAUGGCCACUUUAAAUGAACAAGACAUCAAAUUCCUUGGUGAGGUGCCGAAACUAUGCAUUCUACGCCUUCGUAUCAAGCAGCCCAGUCUAAAUUUUAUCGUCAAGAUAGAUGCAAGCGUGUUGGCCGCCUACAAAAAGGUCAAGAUCCUCGAGAUUGGUUGCAGCUCCAGCCCAUUAUCAGUGGAAUUUGGAUCAGAGACAAUGAAAAAUCUUGAGCUGCUCAAGCUUGACUGCUCCAGUGGGACAACAUACGCUCUUGAUGGCCUGGAUUUUCUAUCUGAACUCAAAGAAGUCUCGCUUAUUGGUAGCAAGGAUGGUACAUUCAACACUGAACUGACGAACAAACUCGGCAAACACCCAAAGAAACCUGUCUUGAAGAUGGAGGAAUUACCACUUCCGUGCUGAAGGGCUAUUUUUUUUUAUGAUUGUUCCCUGGAUUCACUUCUACCCGCCACUAGCCCAUUCAAGUCUUUGCAAAGCCUGGUUGGUUUUUGCAACAUUAUGUACACGUAUUUGGUCAUUUAUCGGUUCCAUACAUGUGUUCUGUCAAAAAUGUACUACACUCUACAACACAUGUUUGUGAUUUGUUUUCUUUUCAACUUGUAAAUACUUCUAUUUUAUUGCCCCUAUGUUAAUGAACGAAUCAAUAAAAGCUCCUAUUUCAGAGGAAAAAAACAUGUUUAUGGCGAAUUUACGAGCCGUCCAUCCACCUUAAUCGGAUGGUGGAAAAAUAGAAGUUACGACGAGUUACAAAAUGAGAAUUACGGGAAAUUACAUAUAACAGUGGGACCGGUACAUGUUUUCGAUGGGACCAGUUAUUUUUCCGAAGGGUAGAUCCGUCUUGGAAAAUUUCUCUUCCGUUCCGUUCUUACGACAGUUUCCGCGGCCAUCCCCACGCAGAUAAUCCGGUCGCAUAGCCGCCGCCGCCGCCCUUCCCGCCGAUCCCGCGGCGGCCUCAAUCAAGGGAAGCAACCACCGGCCCGCAUCCCUGGUCUCGCUCCUGCCGCGAGGGUUCCAGCCCGGCGGCAGGAAACGGAAACCCUCGGCUGCGGCGUGCCGAUCCCGCCCGAAGCCUCCCUGCCCCAGUGCCUCCUCCGUUGAGCAGACGGUGACGCCCAGCAAGGCCGGCCACCAGUCCGUGGGUAGGCAACGGCAUACAUGGGUGUAGCAGUAUGGGGGGAAUUACUAAUCCGAUCCCAUAUUACCUCCAGCACGGUUCAACUCCUCCCCUUCCCUUCCCCUUUGUGUGAAUCUUCUUCCUUUUUUCUUGUUAUUUGUUCAUAUACGUAUGCCUAUAGUAGUUCAUUGUUUCUCUCUCUGAUCUGUGUGGAAAUUUACUCACCCUCUGUAUCAGUACUAGUUUUUCUUAAUAUUUCUACCACACUGUUCAUAUGGAAUGUAGUUUAGUAAUUCGAUAUCCCAUAUUUGUUCUAUUGUGAAGUCGGUGUUUGCUAUUUCUUCCUACAAAUUUUUUUCCUCAACUAAUCUUUCAGUACAAGGUGACACUUCAGAAUAUUGACAUAGUUACUGAAGUUUGGUAGUGCUGUUUUCAUGUUUUUUAUCAAGUUGACGUGCUAUUUUUUGCAAGCUUUGAUACAAGAUGACAGUUGAUCAAUUGGAAGAACUGAAAGCCCUUUGGUGUGCUUUCUUUCCUGGAACUGAUCUUUGGGGAAUAACAUCUGAAGAAUGGAAAGAGAUUGGUUGGCAAGGAACAGACCCAUCUACAGGUUUUAGGUAUUAGAUUUGUACUUUAUUGCAGUUACUAUACUUUGUCUAAAAGAAGUUACUGUACAUAUGCAUUUCCCGAUCAGUAUUCUGUAGCUAAACUAGGAAACUUGAUAUGUAUGAUUUUUCAUGAGUUGGCAUUAAGAGGUGGAGGCUUCGUCUCCUUGGAAAAUUUGUUAUUCUUCGCCAUGAUCUAUCUGUAAAUUACAGGCAGGCAGGACCCAACAACUGCUUCUUCCAUCAAUUCUUCAAUCUGCAUUCCGUAUUUUUGCUGUUAACUAUCCAUCAGUUCCCAGUUUGCAUAGAGGCUGAACUUCUUGUUUCAAAUAUUUGGAGAACGCUUUUGAUCGAGUGGCAACUUGCAGCACGUAAAUAAUGUACAUUAUAAUGUCACUGAAGGGAGUUUCACAGUUCAUCUUGUAUGUCAUGGACACUGUCAGAUUAUGCUCAAUCCAUUUCAUGCAGUUUACUUU
Triticum aestivum (bread wheat) is the source of this 5403-nucleotide messenger RNA. RefSeq names its product disease resistance protein Pik-2. Gene Ontology annotation, biological process: defense response to other organism. Gene Ontology annotation, molecular function: ADP binding. Lineage: Eukaryota; Viridiplantae; Streptophyta; Magnoliopsida; Poales; Poaceae. The transcript has 4 exons. The coding region runs from base 194 to 3610 and encodes 1138 amino acids. The record is from RefSeq and is a predicted model, not a curated record.